UUUACAAAUGUCAGAUACUUGAAAGGGCGAGGAGGCCGAUUUCGCGAUAUCGCGUUAAAAUUGUAUAAAAAAAAAUAGUAACCAUAAUAAUGUUAUCAGUGAUGCUCGGAGUCAUGGCGUACACCCGCCAAAUCCGCCCAGUACUUUUAAUAUAACGUUACAUAUACAAUCCUUCUGUAUGAGCGAUAUUGUUUUUACUUCGUUUUCGGGAUGUUGAAGUUCAAAAAAAUGGGUUCGGAUAAAGUGCCGUUGUUACUUGUGACCGCUAACGUCGGAUCUAUAUUCGAGGACCCAUUUGUUAUGCUCCCAAUAUGGACAUCGGAGUUCCUUCAAGCAGUUUCCCGCAUGGACCCAAAGUUUAUAGCGCUUCAUUUACAAGAAGUCGGCGGUAAAGCAUACGAGAAGUCGAUGCAAUAUGUCCAAGAUUUUGUCCAAAGACUCUGUGACUGUCCAGAACUACGACUCUACGACAAGAUCAGGAUAUUCUUAGAUGAAGAUUUUAGCUCUCCAGAAAAAUUUACGGCUUUAGGCAACUUGUACUUCGCGCAUUCCACUCUGACAGAUCUCAAGAUGUGGGACUUCGAGCUGAAGUCUUACGUCGAUGUGGUGGGGAAGGAGGUGAAUAGUGGGAACAUUGAGAAGGUUACGACGAAGGAAAAGGCAAAGUUUCCUCAACAUUUCUUUCCCGAAUGCAAGUGGUCUCGGAAAGGAUUCCUCAGGACGCGAUGGUCUAUCCGUGGUACAGCGAUCGAGUUCGUUAAUAUACAUCUUUUUCACGAUGCGUCGAAUCUGUUGGCUAUGGAGCCUUUUCCUUCGGUAUAUUGUCGAAGUCGAAGACGUGCGUUACGACACACUCUCCGUCAUUUACACUCAGAUGUGAACGCCGCACCAUACUUUAUAUUCGGAGACUUCAAUUUUAGGACGGAUACAGGAGCUGUAGUUAAGAAAGUAACAGAAGAACUGGCAUCAUGUCGACUACAAAACGGUGCCAACGUCGACUCGUCCAAACUGCAAUACCGAUCCAAGUCCGACGAUCGCAUAGUACUUACUGUUGGCAAGAAGGAGUUCGCCCAUGUCGACCAUCAGAAGAUAUUCAGGGAACCUUGGUUACAAAAAUUCGAUCGCGAGCUGGAAUCACUUCGAUCUCAUUUGUUCGAAUUUCCCGUAAAAUUCCCCCCUACUUACCCCUUCGAAGAGGACGUGCAUCUCCCCACACACUAUAUGAAAACCAGGUGCCCCGCGUGGUGCGACCGCGUGCUGCUGUCGCAGUCGGCGCGCCUGCUGCUGCAGCCCGACGCCAGGCACAGCUCCAGGAAGUCAGUGGCUGACUCGGAUAGCGGCAGCGGUCGGAUAUCGUCGUCCGACAGCAGCCCGGCUCGCUCCGGCUCGCCGGCGCGACAGAACAGUCAGAACAAACAGAUGAGUCCCGGCAAGACGCUGGAGAAGAAGAGCAGCGCGUCGGAGCUGGAGGUGCUGGGCGUGCCCGCCGUGGUCGGCCGCAAGAGCAUCGCCGACCCCACCGCGCUGCAGCACGCCAUCAACGCGCGAGUAUCGGAUUCUGAUGUUUCUCCUGGUCGUCGUAAGUUAGUGAGGAACCAAUCAGAAGGUUCGCCUAAAUCCGGCGAAACAUCCGCUGAACUCAGACGACUAGUAGAUGCGCCCACCCGUCGUAGAAGCGAAUACGGCGUGAUAGGAGACGCAGCCUGCAUGGGUGACCAUAAGCCGAUUUAUCUCCGCGUGAUGCUGCAAAGCGAUCGAGGUAUCGUACAGUGUUGUGAGAGUAUGUCUUGUGCCUUGUGCGCUUGCGCAGCUAGAAUGACCCCAACGCAGAGAAUUCCCCGCCUACCUACAGAUCCCGAUUUGUACACUAAAAAAUUAAAAAAUAUUGAAUAUUCUACGAGCCAUCCCGACAAACUACUAUCCGACGACCAAAGGCUCAAACGCACCCGAACCGGCUCCCUGAACGAAAAGACAUCUGGAAUACCAUUCGUCGAAAUCACUAGCGCUGACUAUUCCAGCUGCGAUGGCAUUUUCGUUAACGAUAUCGAUACAACACUACUGAGUCCCACCAAAUUUCUCGACCCGUACACACCAGAGAGUGUAGAAUCUCACACACCGAACGCGGACACGUCGAACGGUUCCGAUGAUUUGACGGAAAUAAUCGAUAUCGUGGGACCGAAUAUCGAUAUCAAAUCGAAUAAAUUGACGAGGGACAGAAGCGUAUCGCCGUCCCAAUUGAAAUCCAGGCUGGACAUGCUAUUGAGUGGGAAUGACGAGAAAGAGAAGGGCAGGAUGUGUGACGAAGGUGUUCCCGAGCUGCAAAGGCUGAAUAGUCGCGAGUCUUGCAAGUCGGAUGGUAGUAAAAAGUGCGGGCUCUGCUGUUUCGCCUUGAAAUGUUACGGGUUCUGUAGGCGGAGGGCGCGGACGGUGACCUGUGACUGUAGUGGCUUGAAAUGUUGCACCUCAUGACGCAUUGACGAACACCCACACGUCGUACGCUUUCGUUGGAAUUUAUGUCAAUUUUUUGACAGAUCGAAAUUUGAAUUUGACAUUACAUUACACAGACCAAUAAAAACAUUUAUAAUUCGAAAUCAAAGUUAAAUUUUGGACGAUACAAAUUUAAAUUUCGAUUGUUGUUUUUUUUUUUUUUUUUCGAUUAACGAAGGCCGUUUUUGCUGAAAUUGUAUUUUGAUGUAGCACUUAAUUAGUUACCUUUAUUGUUACAAGUGGUAGUGUACCAUUUUUAUUUUAUUUGACGCUUACUUAAAAGUAUGAAGUUCCGAAGCAUGAUUGUUUACAAUAGUAUUAAUUAUAUUAUGAAGCAUGCAUUAUGUUGCAAUAUUAGAUUUGAGUAAUAAGUAUGUUAGAUUUAUCGUUGACUCCUAUUUAGAAUAUAACGACAGCGCGGCUGUUAAUAACUUAAUUAACCAAUUAUUAAUAAUAGCAACGUACAUAAUAGUUGUAAGUUCAGCUGUGCUAUUUAAAAUGAAACUUUUUAUACCAAAAGUGCAAGUUUUAUACCAAAUGGUCUAUUAAUCUAGUCUAGUUCUGCUCAAGUGGUUCUUAUAUAUAAUAGUUUGACAUGUCUGAUCGUUUCUAACACAUGAUGUGCGAUAAGGACAGUUGUACAUACGUUUCACCAAAUAUAUAUUCAAUGCAAAAAUUAAGGGAUAUUCAUAUAAUACAUCGUAAUAAAAAAAAUUAUGGUUAGCUGGAAAGGUUAGUCCUUACCAAGAAUAUGAUUAGAAGUUUAAAUACAAAAUAUUAUUUAAUUCAUUCAUUCAUUCAUUCAAAUCAUAAAAGUAAACAGUUUCGAAUGUAGAUUCUACUGAGAAAAACCGGCAAAACACUAGAAAAACUCAAUAGUUGAUUCCACUAAUUUAUGUGUAUGUUAAUUAAAAUGGCGCAAGGAGUACAUGAGACAACUCAUGAUACACGGGAUGUCUAAUACAGUGUGUUGUUUUUUAUGUCAUUUUUCUGAAACAAAAAAAAAAUUCUAGAAAUCUUUUACGGUACACAUUUGAUACAAUUAAAUAUUGAACCAGCAUGGCUUCGAAAUGAUUCUACAGAGACCGUUAAUAAAAUAUCACAGUUUUUUCGAUAGAAUCGUAUUGACGAGUAUUCUAUGAAUAACCUUUAACAAUGUUUUCAAUAUGGUUUAUUAUUUUAGAAUUGAUUCCAAAUAUACUUCUAUACUACAAAUAUUUUAAAAUAAAAAUUCGUGAGGUGUGAUAAGGAUCGUGGCACACCCAGUUGGAACGAAGUUGCUUUCGAUAUAUAUUGUGCAUUCAAAGUUUGAGAAUAUGUGAAUGACAAAAAAAAUGUUAUUAGAAAAAAAAUAUAUAUACAAUAGAAACAGGUUACGAAUUACGAUUUCUGUCAGUUCACUCUACUGUUAAAAUGAAAGAACUUCGUUUCAAAAAUAGGAUAAAAUUAUAUAUAUAUAUAUAUAAUUAAAUGAAUAAACCAAAUUAUAACUUUUUAAUCUUGACGCUUUUUUAACACUAAGACUCCGUCUUAUUUAUACUUUCGAUUGUGUUGAUUUAGUAAUGAAUUCUAUAUUAUUAGGCAGCUUGUGAAAACUGUUUUAUAAAUGAAUACUUUACGAAGCAACGAGUUCCUGUUUUAAUUUCUAAGUCGACAUUAUCGAAAUGAUACGAUUGUGUGUAAUGAAAUCUUGUCACGUGGUGCUUUACAAUUGAAAAUAAACAUUCCCCACUGAA
Messenger RNA from Vanessa atalanta (red admiral), 4223 nucleotides. It is a transcript of the gene 5PtaseI, whose product is annotated as inositol polyphosphate-5-phosphatase A. Lineage: Eukaryota; Metazoa; Arthropoda; Insecta; Lepidoptera; Nymphalidae. The record is from RefSeq and is a predicted model, not a curated record. The transcript has 12 exons. Gene Ontology annotation, molecular function: inositol-polyphosphate 5-phosphatase activity. Bases 211 to 2469 code for a protein of 752 amino acids. Gene Ontology annotation, biological process: phosphatidylinositol dephosphorylation.